UUUCGUCCCGAUCGCGCGUCGACUCGGCGGGUGCGGAAAAUUUUACUUUUUUUUUUCCUGGGAAAAGUGCGAUUCAAGAUUGUUCCCCUUCUCAUUUUUCUUCAAAGUUUAUCGGCUCGGCUCCAGCCAACAGUGUGCGAGCCACCUGCCGCGAAGAUCCCCAGAUCUUGUUUCGAGCGCGCUCGACUGGAGAUCAUCAAUCUUGAGGGUGGGGAAAAGUGAUUAUUUUCGCAAGAAAAGCCAGUUUGAAAAAAAAUCGCGCAAAAAUUUGAAAAAUAUGAGUGAAGCCACUGCUAGCCGGGAGUGUGGCGACGAAGAAAGCAAAGCUGAUUAAAAAAAAGAAGAAGCAGAAGCAGAAAAAAAGAGUCGGUUUGGUCCGAAUAAUUUUAGAAUCCGCUCAAGCUGCUACACGACGCGAACCCGACUUUGGCACGCCGCAGUGCAACGCCGCGAAGGAAAAUGACAACCUCCUGGCUCUAAGUACAUUUCGAAGGGGGGUCGUCCCUAAGCGUGUGUGUGUGUGUUCGCAAGUUGAGCGAAAGAUAAUUAGAAAGGAAAAAUCGGCGAUGACGGAUUUUUAUGAGCCGGUCUGUGACUUAGAAAAUGUUGGUCCGGCGAUUGUGGUGGGAAACAGCUGAAUAAAAAAGACGAAAUUAUGACGUCACAGGGGAAAUUUGAGGCUCAGCAGCAAAUCGUUUCCAAUUAUAAAUAAAAACUGAAGAAAUUCGAAACGCCACCGACUCGUGAAAGUUCUGAAUUUUACUGCCACAGCGCGAAUUGUGGCGAAUUUUCCACGCGUGCAAAAACCACAAUAAACAAAAAGGUUUCCAAUGGAAAAUACAUGUUUCCUCGAACGGGGAAAAGUCAACAUUGUAAAAGAAUUGCUGCUCUAGUUUAAGUGUGUAGCGAGUGAUCAAACUUGUGACGUCACACGUGGUGAACGUUGCUAUAGUGAUAGUGUGUGUGAGUGUGUGGAAACUGCUGUAAGAAGAGGAAAAUUUGCUGUUUUAACUGGGUGCAUAUGUUGUUGGAGGGAAAAGUGUUGGAAUUCGAGCGAGAAGACGGAAAGCAUUUCUCGCUCGCGAGCGAGGGAGGGAACUUGUAGCACUUGAGCCGCUGCAUCAAUAAAUACUAGAAUCUGCGCUCCAUCCCACUUCGACGUUUCUCGUCCCGAGCUGAAAGUCAACCACAAAUGCAACAAUGGCGGGCCACUCGUCAGGCUUAUCGCGCAGCAAGUCCUCGACCGGAAACAUCCACAAGAUCCGCGAGUUCGAGCUGGACAAGGUCACGCUGUCCGAUGAGUUCGACAUCCUGCAGAUCGUCGGCGAGGGCUGGUUCGGCAAGAUUCUGCUCGUGGAGCACCGGGCCACCGACACGGAGAUGGUGCUGAAGCUGCUCCCGAAGCCGUUCGUGUCGCUGACGGACUUUUACAAGGAGUUUCACUUUAGCUUGAGCUUGGGCAAUCACAAGAACAUCGUUACGACGUACGAUGUGGCGUUCGAGACGGCCGGGUUCUACGUGUUUACGCAGGAGUAUGCGCCGCUCGGCGAUUUAACGUCAAAUGUGUCGGACAGUGGAAUUGGGGAGUUGCAUACCAAACGGGUCGCCCGGCAGCUGGCUUCUGCCAUCGACUACAUGCAUCAAAAAGAACUCAUCCACCGGGACAUCAAGCUGGACAAUGUGCUGGUAUUUCGGUCGGACUUUGCCCGCAUCAAGCUGUGCGACUUUGGCGAGUCUCGUCGAACCGGGGAGGAGGUGCUGCGGCGGAACGAGUGGCUGCCGUACAGUCCUCCGGAGGUCCUGGCGGUUAAGACCGAUGAUAAAUACAAGACUGAUACUGCACACGACGUUUGGCAAUUCGGUAUCGUAUGCUUUGUCUGCUUGACGGGAUGUCUACCCUGGCAGAAAGCCUCCAUCGAUGAUCCCAGAUUCAAUAGGUUCCAGGUGUGGCACAACGCGACGCUCACAUUUCCAAUGAAACGCUGCCCGAAGCUGUUCAAGCUGUUGUCGGCGCGGGCGUGCAAGAUCUUCAAGAAGUUCCUGGACCCGCGUCCGGACCGGCGGCUGAAGGCGCUGAGCGACGUCCAGAAGUACCUGGACGACCGGUGGCUGGCGAAGAGUGCCGAGAAGGAGAUGGCGGACAACGAGCCGGACGAGCUGUGUCCGUCGAUGUACUCGUUCCAUAGCAGUGUGGACGAGAAGAAUCGGUUGCUGUCGACGUUGGCGCAGUGCGGAAUCGAGACCACGGUGGACAGGGCGGCCAAGAAGAACCGGAUUAGGGACUGGAUUCAAUCGUCGGUGAUUACUGAGGAAGAGGAGGAGGAUGAUUCCGGGACGGCAACUCCGACCUCGACGGCUUCGCGGACGGCCAUUCCUGGGCACGUGUCGUCGGUUGCGGCGAUGGAGCGAGCAGCGGAGAAGAAGAUCAACUCGACGGUCAAAGACGCGUCACAGAAGCACAUCGACCCGCGGACGGGCACGAUCCAGCUGAGCCCAAGCGAGAUGGGAUCGGUAAACAAGCCGUCGUCGGUCGCGAUCAAGAACGAUCGUAACAACAACAGCAGGGACAAACCGAUGACCAAUGGGGGGAACAACUUUAGCUCAAACAGGUUCUACGACAACUCAGUUCCAGUCAACCCACUCGCGCACAGCAACAGCGGAUCCACGACCCAGGGUCUCAUGAAAGCAUUUAAUUCGGCAGCGGCCGUGUCCGUGCCGGAGAUCAACGGACGAUCCACCAAACCAGCUCAACCAGCAUUGUCCAAGUAUCAGGAGAGUGCCGUUCGCGACUCCGGCUACGGAGGAUCCACCGACGGAAACCGCCAGCGAAGACUGGCCCCGACCAGCAUGGCCGGCAGCAGCCCAAUGGUCCGACAAUCCCCAAUCCUAGCGAAACGAUCCGCCAUGAUCGCGUCGGACAACACGACCCACGAGGACGACGAAGUUCUGGACGAGGACGAUCGCGAGUUCCCGAACGACUUUGAGGAUCUCAUGGAGUCCAACAAUGGGUACAAGCUCAACGGCAGGGCCGUUGCCAAGGACAGCCCGUACGACAAGCUCUUCUUUAGGAGAAAGUGAUCGCCGUACGUGAUCGCGCUCAAGUUGCACCGGUUUGCAAGGCACCUCGUUUCUUUACACACACACACUUUGGUUUUUCUUUAGUAUCGUCGCUAAGAAGAAGACAUUUUCGGUAGUUUGUCGGCUACGAUCGGGUAGCCGGUUUUGGGAGAAAAAUCGCACUGAUGUUCGUUAAUCUUGAAGUGUUUUUGCACACGGGCACACAUUUUGAUACCACUUACACACACGCACACCACUAUCUCACGAUAUUCAUACUUUGACUGUUACUAUUAUUAUGAUUAGUUAGGUAGAUAAGACAGGGGCUCUCUCACCGCGCGGUUAUCAAAAAAAAAAAAAAUCUUCAAACUUGCUGUAGUGAAAUGGACACUGAUGAACUUGGAGUGCCAUCAGGCGGUGAAGAAGAAAAGUGUAAAGCCUUUUUAGAUAAGACAAUUGGGAAUUUGGCUAAUUGGAUCUGCUGUAUAAUGCGGUUUAUUGUACGGUUUAUUGUACCGUAGCUGUUUUGUAUGACGAGAGAUAAGAACCGAAAUAAAGCAAACAAACAAAAAACAGUAAACG
This is a messenger RNA of Culex quinquefasciatus (southern house mosquito), 3636 nucleotides long. Its product is annotated as serine/threonine-protein kinase meng-po. The record is from RefSeq and is a predicted model, not a curated record. Gene Ontology annotation, biological process: peptidyl-serine phosphorylation; peptidyl-threonine phosphorylation. The coding region runs from base 1201 to 3078 and encodes 625 amino acids. The transcript has 7 exons. Lineage: Eukaryota; Metazoa; Arthropoda; Insecta; Diptera; Culicidae. Gene Ontology annotation, molecular function: ATP binding; protein serine/threonine kinase activity.